UGCCAGUUUAGGGCUCGUUCGUUUUGAACCGUUUCAAGCCAGAAUUUAUUCUGGUUCAUAGAAUCUUAUAUAAAUAUAAACUAACUAUGCAGCCCGGAAUUACUGCUGGACGUCGAUAGCCAGGAAACGAACGGGGCCUUACGCGGCUUUACCGUUCACGACAGUAGGCCGAGGUUCUUGGCCUGGCUGCCUGGCUAUGCGGUCAUGCGGAUGCUUUCACAAUCCCAUGCCCCGGCCGCCCUGCUCCGAGCGAUCACUGCGUGCACCAGCUGUCGGGAAGCGCAAGCGCUACACUCACUCGCCUGCAAGCUGGGUCUCGCCUCCGACAUGGUCAUUAGUACCGCCUUGCUGACCAGGUACGCGAAGCGGGGCCUUGUGGCUCGCGCCCAGAGGGUGUUCGACGAAAUGCCGCGGAGGGACGUGGUCGCCAUCAACGCCAUGCUGGCCGCCCUUGGCGCCACCGGAAGGGUCACGGACGCCCGGGCGCUGUUUGGAAGAAUGUCGUACAGGACGCCGGCCUCGUGGAACACCAUGGUCACGUGCUACUGCAGGGCCGGCGAUCUCACCUCGGCCAGGGACGUCUUCGAGGCCAGCCUCCGCGCCAUGAGCAGCAGCGUCGUGUCGUGGAACGCGAUGAUCGACGGGUACUGCAAGGCCGGGCGGAUGGACGCGGCGCGAGAGCUGUUCGACCGUAUGGGCUCCUCGCUGCCGGACGUCAUCACCUGGAACACGAUGAUGGCCGGGUACUUGCGCGGAGGGGAUCCGGCCUCUGCCAUCGCCAUGUUCCACCUUCUGAUGCGCACGCAGCGGGAGGGGGAGCAGAGGUUGAGACCCACCAAUGGCACCAUGGCUACAGUGGUGGCCGCGUGCGCGCAGGUGGGGAACUUGGCGCUGGGCCGGCAGAUCCAUCACCUCAUCCAGCAGAAGGGGAUAUGGAUCGACACCGUGCUGAGCAACGCCCUCAUGGACAUGUACUUCAAGAGCGGGAGCGUGGACUGCGCUCUCGACGUCUUCCGCGCCAUGCCCCGGCCCCGCAGCCCCAACCUCUUCUGUUGGAACACGGUGAUCUCAGGGCUCGGAAUGAACGGCCACGGCGAGGACGCCAUAGCUGCGUUUCACGACAUGGUCGAGGGAAGGGGAAGGCUGAACGGGAACAGCGUCAAGCCGGACGGGGUGACGUUCGUGGCGCUCCUGUCGGCGUGCAGCCACUCCGGCCUGGUGCUGGAGGCCAGGAAGUUCUUCUCCCAGAUGCUACCGGUGUACGGCCUGCCGCCCCAGCCCGAGCACUACGGCUGCAUGGUGGACCUCCUGUGCCGCGCGGGUCACGUCGACGAGGCCGCGCGGCUCGUGCAGACGAUGCCCGGCCGCCCCAACGCCAAGGUGCUCGGAAGCCUCCUGCUCGACGCCCGCGUCUCGGAGCGGUGGCAGGAGGGCGGUGUGAGGCUGAGCGAGUGGGCGGCGCGGCGGAUAUCGAGGCUGGACCUCCACGACGGCGCGGCGUACGGUCUGUCCAACGUGUACGCGUCGCUGCAGAGAUGGGAUCGCGUCGAGGAACACAGGAGGCAAGUGAGGGCGGCCGUGAGACACGCCAAGGGCGCCCCGCGCCGCAAGCAGCCUGAUCGGGCUUGCCAUGAUCUGGCUAGCUCCUGCAUAAACAAACUGUACCAACAGAACGUCGGCGGCGGCAGCCGGCAGGCAACGAGGGGGUGUUAGGUCUUGUUUAGAUGUAAAAAGUUUUUGAAUUUUGACACUGUAACAUUUUUGUUUUUAUUUGACAAACAUUGUCUAAUUAUGAAGUAA
Messenger RNA from Sorghum bicolor (sorghum), 1800 nucleotides. Its product is annotated as pentatricopeptide repeat-containing protein At3g29230. The transcript has a single exon. Gene Ontology annotation, biological process: RNA modification. The coding region runs from base 205 to 1713 and encodes 502 amino acids. The record is from RefSeq and is a predicted model, not a curated record. Lineage: Eukaryota; Viridiplantae; Streptophyta; Magnoliopsida; Poales; Poaceae. Gene Ontology annotation, molecular function: protein binding; RNA binding.